AUGUCGCAGCGCUCUUCUCAAGUUGGGGCUUCGCUGCCUGUUGCCCAUUUGGCUAAUAUUUUUCAGCUGCAAACCACUGAUGACGAUGAUGACGAUGGUGGUAAUGUGUCGAUGACUUCGAUAUCGUCGUCCGACUGUGACUCGACGGACAACGAAGAAGUGCUACCCGUCGAGGAAGACAGCGAUGACGCUACGCUCCCCCCUUCACCUCACAAUCAUUCUCCUUCAUCACCAGAUCCACAUUUAUCACUACCUGCUACUUCUCUACCUGCCAAUUCACCCCCUACUUCUCAUUCAGCUCCUUCUUCUUCAGUCACUGCUGUUUCUGUGUCAUCAACUCUUCCCCAUCAGCAACCACCACCUCAACCUCGUCAGCAGCCAACUAGAAAACAACCAGCUCGUCGUCGAGCAACUCAACGUCGAGCAACUCAACGUCAUUCACCAGCUUCCUCGUCUGAGUCAUCUGACUCUGAGCCUGAGCCAGCUGCCCGUCUUGAUCGCCGCACUGAUGCACUGCCUGUCGAGCAUUUGUGCCAUGUUCCACCUGUGGAUGAUUACCAACGGCAAUUACCACAAUUUGCACCACGAAGGCCGGCAGGAUUCUACCCUCCUCAACCGUAUCCUACCACUGCUGUAGAACGUAUGUGUUUGAUGUCUUUUCUCUGCAUCUGUCUUCAUGGUAUAAUAUUGUGUAGAAACAGUAACAUCAACGGUGAAGAUAACUGCAAAAAAAGUUAUAGAGGCAAGUCUGGAGGACGGCGAGGGGAGGGUAGUUUUCGACCAGUGACGGUUGUCGAGAUGAACUCGCUGAUUGGGCUCUUGAUAUACAUGGGACUUGUCAAGGUUCCUGAGCUCACAGAUUACUGGCGCACAACUUUUCCCUUUUACGGGUUGUGGGCCAGAAAGUUCAUGUCUCGCGACCGUUUUGACGCAAUCCUAUCGGUCCUACAGAUGGAAAAUCCUCGUACUGAUAAGGACCGAGAGGCUGACCCAUUGAGAAAAGUUCGUACAGUAUACGACGAAUUACGUAGAAAUUGUCUUGAAUAUGGUCAGCCUCAAGCCCGUGUCUCACUUGACGAGCGCAUGGUGAAAGCCAAAGGCCGUUUUGCUUUUAGGCAAUACAUCAAAAACAAACCCGUCAAGUGGGGUGUGAAGUUGUAUUGUGUAUGCGAUUCUAUUUCUGGCUACACAUACAACUUCGAUAUUUACACGGGCAAGGAGCGUCAAUCAUCAGUGGCGGCGACAGCGGGAAUAACAACAUCACAAGCAGCAACAACAGCAGCUGCAACCACAACACCAUCAGCUGGCUCAGCUCGAAAACGACGGAAGACAACACUUCAGUCAGCAGAUGACACAAGUGUGAUCCAUCGUACAGUCAUGCGUAUGAUGGAUCCUCUCCUUGAUCAGGGGUACACUGUGUACACUGAUCAAUUCUAUACAUCAGGACCCCUGUUCAAGGAGCUCUAUGACCGGCGUACAAUGGCCUGUGGUACAGUCCAGAAAAACAGGAAGGGUGUUCCUGCCGAUUUUAAGAACAUUCGUCUGUUCUCAAAAUUGCCACGAGGUUCAUUUCGUUAUGAACGUGAUGGUCCACUCUGUACCAUUCAAUGGGUGGACCGUAACGUGGUAACGCUUAUGAGCACCCUUCAUUCUGGACACCAUCAUGCUCUUUGCGAAAGAUUCACCAAGGAUCGUGCAAAGUAUGAUGGGCACCACAGGAUCCGUAUUCUCAGACCUGAGGCUAUUUGCGACUACAACGCCCACAUGGGAGGUGUAGAUAAAUCAGACCAAAUGAUUAAAUAUUAUGAAGUAUUGCAUAAGAGCCUCAAGUACUGGAAGAAGAUCUUUCUGCACAUGAUUGACUUAGCUAUUCUCAACAGCUUCAUCAUGUUUACUGCCCUUCAAAAACAACAUCCUCAAGAUGAACGUCUCCAGAGGAAAGGGCAGUAUGCGCAGAAAGACUUCAGGUGUGAGCUUAUCCGAGGGUUGGCAGGAAUUGACAUUAGCGAACCAUUGGCACAAUUUUGUUUUUUGACAAAAAGGAUGAUACAAAUUUCCCCACCGACACCACAACAACGGAGACGACAACAACAAGAAGAACAACAACAACAACAGCAAAUACAGCAAUUACUAAUAUUAUCACAA
This is a messenger RNA of Corticium candelabrum, 2145 nucleotides long. RefSeq lists its product as uncharacterized. The transcript is spliced from 6 exons. The annotation marks the transcript as partial. NCBI's taxonomy places the organism in Eukaryota, Metazoa, Porifera, Homoscleromorpha, Homosclerophorida, Plakinidae. The record is from RefSeq and is a predicted model, not a curated record.